Messenger RNA from Symbiodinium sp. CCMP2456, 602 nucleotides. The record is from the annotation of a GenBank genome assembly. Lineage: Eukaryota; Dinophyceae; Suessiales; Symbiodiniaceae.
GAAGCAUUUGUGGUUGCGUUGCGCGACCCUGAAUUGUUCGAGCAGCAAGACGUUGGUAAGUGGUUGCGUGGAAUCGCUCGCAAUUUGGUGAGAAACGAAAUCCGCAAGGAUGCUCGGAGAAGACGGAUCCUGCAUGAAGGAUUCGCAGAACUGCUCUUGAAGGACGCUGAUUGUCACGACGACGAUCCCUAUUGGCAGCGUGCACGCUUGUCGCAUUUGCGAGAUUGUGUCGAGCAACUACCUCCUAAGAGUCGUGAGAUUGUGACCGGUCGGUACUCCGAUGGCUGGAAUGCAACGGAUUUGGCCGAUCAUUUAAGCAUGACUGCUGCAGCCGUCCGGCAAGCCCUCAUGAGAAUUCGGCAACAGUUGAAAGUCUGCGUUGAACAGCAAACGAUCGAGAAUACGUUGGCGUAUCAACAGCGCUUUAAAGAAUUGAUUGCGCUCGUGCUGGACGACGCCGCGUCAGAGAAGGAGCUGGACGAGCUCGUCGCAUUGGCACGCGAAAAUGACCAGAACCUGCAGACGCUAAAAGAUCAUUUGGUUGUUAGCGAUCGACUAUCGCAGUACGAAGAUCUUCGCCGAACGGAAGAAAAGUACCUUGA